AUGACAAAUACAUCGCCAAGACUCGAACCAUCACCGCUCGACCAAAUGGACUCCGUCGUGUCGUUUAUGUUACCCGGCGUUGUGGCCUACGUAGCGUGGAGAACGUAUUCUGUGCUGAAAUGGCAGCAGCUCUAUGGGUCACCAGAUGUGAUUGCAUUAUUUGCUCCGCUCAGUUUGCCAGGAACAGUUGUGGGCAUGGGCGUAGAAUGGACCUGGAAGCAACGUGAAAACGCCUAUGGCAAGGACAAGGAUACCAUAAGAGUCACACCAUUGUUAUGGGGGGAUACUAUACUCUACACUCGCAAUAUCGACAUCUUGCGUCAGGUCGCCGGCGGGGGCAGCAACAGGACGUUUAUCAAGCCGGAAUGGGGCUCGGAGGGAAUGAUGAUUUUUGGUCGCAAUCUCGUCUCCGAAAAUCUCGAUGAUUGGCGGCGACACCGACGCAUCAUGCAGCCCGCAUUUAACACCAAAACAUACGACCUCGUUUGGCAAGACACGAUCAAGACAUACAAGGACAUGGUCAAAACAGAGGCUUGGCCUACAACGCCCGGACAGAGCAUUGACAUACCAUCAAUCGGUCGAUACACCUAUAAAUUAGGCCUUUACGUGAUAGCCGCUAUUGGCUUGGGCGUCCGUUUUGAUUGGGCAACCCCGCCGACUCCACCAGGUCAGAAGAAGGGCCUCCAUGAAAACAUUCAAACUCUGGAGCAUUUCUACAUCCUUCUGAUUAUCUUCUCCAAAAAACUGCUUAAUGCGCUACCCAUCAACGCAUGCAAGCAGCUCAUGGAAUCCUACAAUUCUGUCAAGACCUUCAUUCAAUCAGAAAUCCAUGUCAGACGCGACCUCGUGCAUCAGUCCAUGGCUCAAGGUGAUACCGAAAACGAAUCGCUGCGGCUCGACGUCUUUACCCGUCUGAUCCUUUCAAAUGAGAUGGAAGGCAAAUACCCGCUUUCCGAUCCAGAGUUGAGUGCCAGUUAUGACGCGAAUACAGGCUCGGUAUACAUGCUUCUACUUGCCGGCCAUGACACAACAUCUGCGACGAUUAUCGCGGCAUGUGCCCAACUUGCGGUACAUCCCGACAUACAAGCCAAGAUCUACGAAGAAGUUCAGUCACUCGGAGAUAAUUGGACCUUUGAAUCGUAUUCUAAGCUCCGCUAUACCCUUCAAGUUUUCGUCGAGGCUUCGCGACUAUAUCCUGCUGGAUUCCUCGCACUCAGAUCGCCCCUUGAGGAUACGGUCGUACGUGUACCAGCGGCCAAUUCGACUCGCCAACCGUCUCAACUCGCGCUCCCCAAAGACUCGGCAGUUUGUGUCGAUUUUAUUGGCGUCCAUUACAACCCAAAUGUGUUCCCGGACCCCAUGAGGUUUAACCCCUCACGGUGGGAUGGAGUUGGAGAGGAUCAUUUCACAACGUUUAGUACCGGGCCACGACAGUGUCUUGGGAAAAAGUUUGCCAUGACUGAGGGAGUGGCUUUCCUCGCGAGUCUCAUCAAAGACUAUCGCAUCGCCCCGCUCCUCAAGGCAGGCGAGACGGUGGAACAAUGGAAAGAUCGGUCGUUGAAGAAUAUAAAGAUGCUGUUGACGCUCAGUAUCAAGGACGCACCUCUUGUCCUCACCAGGCGGUAA
Messenger RNA from Serendipita indica DSM 11827, 1626 nucleotides. NCBI's taxonomy places the organism in Eukaryota, Fungi, Basidiomycota, Agaricomycetes, Sebacinales, Serendipitaceae. The record is from the annotation of a GenBank genome assembly.